CUCCCACCUGCGUCGCGUACCCAGCAUCCCCUACGACCAUAGCAAAGACAGAGUUGCUAGUCAUCCCGCUGCCGGAACCGGAAAUUGAUCCUAGUAAGCACCGGGAACCGAUCAUGAAGGAGGCUACGGCUAAGCGGCGGGAGCCCGAAGAUGUAGAAAUGAAAGAAGAAGAGCCGGCGGCUGGAACCGGGGAGGGAGGGAAGAAGGAGCUGGACAGCGUCACUUUGGAGGAUAUUAAGGAACAUGUUAAGCAGAUUGAAAAAGCUGUUUCUGGGAAGGAGCCGCGCUUUGUCCUUCGCGCGCUUCGAGCUUUGCCAUCCACCUCACGCCGUCUCAACCCAAAUGUCCUGCACAAGGCUAUCAACGGCUUCUUCACAUCCAACCCUGCCACGCGUGACAUGCUGCUUGGUUUCCUGGAGGAGCUGAUGGACACGGAAGGAGACCUGCAGUUCCGUCCUCGCACAGGGAAAGCUGCUUCAGCACCUCUGCUCCCUGAGGUAGAAGCUUAUCUGCAACUGCUCCUGGUGAUUUAUCUGAUGAACAGCAAGCGCUACACAGAGGCCCAAAAGGUGUCAGAUGACCUGAUGCAAAAGAUAAGUCCCCAGAAUCGUCGCGCUCUGGACCUGGUGGUGGCAAAAUGCUACUAUUACCACUCCCGCAUCUAUGAGUUCCUCGACAAGUUGGAUGUAGUCAGGAGUUUCCUGCAUGCAAGGCUGCGCACCGCCACACUCAGGCAUGAUGCAGAUGGGCAGGCUACGCUGCUGAACUUGCUGCUUCGAAACUACUUGCACUACAACCUUUAUGACCAAGCCGAAAAGCUGGUAUCCAAGUCUGUAUUUCCUGAGCAGGCGAACAACAAUGAAUGGGCUCGAUACCUUUACUAUACUGGUCGUAUUAAAGCUAUCCAGUUGGAGUAUUCAGAAGCCAGGAGAACUUUAACCAACGCGUUGAGGAAGGCUCCCCAGCACACAGCUGUAGGCUUCAAGCAGACGGUCCACAAACUUUUAAUUGUAGUGGAACUGUUACUUGGAGAGAUCCCAGAUCGUCUUCAGUUUAGACAGCACUCGCUCAAGAGAUCACUAAUGCCCUAUUUCUUACUCACCCAAGCUGUUCGCACGGGUAAUUUGGCCAAGUUCAACCAAGUCCUGGACCAGUUUUGUGAUAAGUUCCAGGCAGAUGGAACGUAUACUCUUAUCAUCCGCCUAAGACACAAUGUCAUCAAGACAGGUGUUCGCAUGAUCAGUCUCUCUUAUUCAAGGAUUUCAUUGCCUGACAUAGCCCAGAAGCUGCAGCUGGACAGCCCUGAGGAUGCAGAGUUUAUAGUGGCCAAGGCCAUCCGUGAUGGGGUGAUUGAAGCCAGUAUUAAUCACGAGAAGGGCUACGUCCAGUCCAAGGAGAUGAUUGACAUUUACUCCACACGGGAGCCCCAGCUGGCUUUCCACCAACGCAUUUCUUUCUGCUUAGACAUACACAACAUGUCCGUAAAGGCUAUGAGGUUCCCACCAAAAUCCUACAACAAAGACCUGGAGUCUGCAGAGGAACGCCGUGAGAGAGAGCAGCAAGACUUAGAGUUUGCUAAAGAAAUGGCAGAAGAUGACGACGACGGAUUCCCUUGACCUCCAAACCGUUCGCGCCUCUGCAAUGUUUAUAUCUUGGUUUUUCUUGGUGUGCCCUACCCCUCCUUUUAAGUAUUUUCUUAAGUCACAUCGGUGUCGCCGUUCAGUGCAGAAUUGGGAGUUAUCUUGGAUAAUAAUGUAACACUGGGACUGAACGGACAUCACCACAUAAAAUGGCAACUUGCGUUUGGGACCAGCCAGCCCUGGACAUUACUGGUUGUGUCCCCUUUAUAACCAUUUCUACGUAGGAAACCCCACUUUCAUAUUUUUGUUCAAUUCGCUUUGCGGUUCAAAUACAAUUAAGUCAAGAAAACUAAACUUGGUCCAGUUUGCAAAAUGUGUUAAUAAUAGCAAGAAAUCCGGGGCUUGCAGUCGCGGCACCACUGUUAUUUUGGGAAGGCAGCGGGUGCCAGCAAUGACCUCUCUGCAUUCAGGAAAUAUUAAUUUACCCUUAAAGUCAACAACUUACGCAUAUAAUGGCAUUUUUUGGCAGCGAGACUGAAAAGUACCGAAUAUAGUCUUGCUUUUUAGUUAUUCAUUAAAUGCUGUUUGUAACCAGAUUGGUUGAAAAAAAAAUGAGCAAUACCCGUGUUUGUGUUUUUGAUUAUUUUUCUUGUAACCGUAUAUGACUUGAACAGUUAGGUUUUCAAAUCGGUAUGUUCAGAAACAGGUAAUCCCAGGUAAAGAAAUUGAAACUGGAGUUUAAUAACCAAGGCCCACAUUUAAAAAAAUACUUAAAUAUGGUUAUAUUUACUGAGACAUUAAAAGCACAAUCUCGUUCC
Messenger RNA from Spea bombifrons (plains spadefoot toad), 2398 nucleotides. RefSeq names its product proteasome 26S subunit, non-ATPase 3 (gene PSMD3). The record is from RefSeq and is a predicted model, not a curated record. Gene Ontology annotation, cellular component: proteasome regulatory particle, lid subcomplex; proteasome complex. The coding region runs from base 114 to 1616 and encodes 500 amino acids. The transcript is spliced from 12 exons. Lineage: Eukaryota; Metazoa; Chordata; Amphibia; Anura; Pelobatidae. Gene Ontology annotation, molecular function: protein binding; enzyme regulator activity. Gene Ontology annotation, biological process: regulation of protein catabolic process; ubiquitin-dependent protein catabolic process.